Molecule: messenger RNA, 2575 nt
Organism: Ceutorhynchus assimilis (cabbage seed weevil)
Lineage: Eukaryota; Metazoa; Arthropoda; Insecta; Coleoptera; Curculionidae
Source: the annotation of a GenBank genome assembly
CUCGCCUUUUUCAGAAAUAUUUACAUUUUUGUUUGUAACAAAAUUAUUAUUGUUUUAUUUUAAGUUAAUACACCUUGAAACUAAAAUCAAUGGAAACAUUCAAAUAAUUAAGAUAAAUUAGUGGCGUACAAAGCCUUUAAAAGUGUUUUAUAACAAUAAUCAGGUUAUGUUAAAGAAAUGCAAAUGUUGUUGACGUUCUUAGAAAUUAGUAACGGGUCAUUGUUUUUCCUAAACUCAUUAAACUAAAGUGUUACGAUGUUCUCGAAGAAGAAAAAGAAACCGCAAAUAUCGCCACCCAUAAAUUUCGAGCACAGAGUGCACACUGGCUUCGAUAAACGCGAAGGCAAGUAUGUAGGACUUCCUUUGCAAUGGGCCUCUAUAGUGGGCAACAAUCAGAUACUCAAGUCCACUAACAGACCCCUACCACUCGUUGACCCUUCAGAAAUCACCCCAACGGAAAUCCUAGACCUAAAAACCAUCGUCCGAGGUGACCACAAGUCUGAAAACAGAUUGAGCACCCAUCAAAAACCACCAAUCAAUGGAAUUGUGCUUCCUAAAACUUCCAACGUUGCAAGAUCAAACUCAUUAAGAUCCUCAAGUCCGCCUAGGCUGAGAAGAGAAAGAAACAACACCAACGUCCCACCUGCAGUGCCUGAAGAACAAAUAUUACAAUACCCAUCAAUGAGGCGAGAUCCCAGCAUAAGCAAACCACAAGUAAGAGAAGGCUCCCCUGCUAGCAACCACGAAAUUCAAAAUGCUUAUGCCAACCAACAUGUCCUUAAUGGCAACAUAACUGAACUAGGAUAUCCUCAAAGGCCAACAGAACAUCCACAAAUAUCUCCAGUUGGAUCAGUGGCUUCCACAGCAAUAAGCAAUCAGAAUCAUCCUGUGAUGCACGCUCAGCACCAAGUUCCUGGUCCUUAUCCUAACGUGCCUAGGCCAGAUUUGAAUCAGAAUGUUAAAAAUGGCAGUCUUCCAACUCACAAUCAUCCUUCCACUUCUAGUAGCGGGCAUAGUUCAACUUCUAAGCAUCAUGAACAGAGGCUAACACAUGAACAAUUCCGUGCAGCUCUUCAAAUGGUAGUAUCAUCAAAAGACCCUCGCGAAAAUCUGGAACGUUUCGUCAAAAUCGGCGAAGGUUCCACUGGUACCGUGUGCAUAGCGCACGACAGAAACACCGGCCGACAAGUGGCAGUCAAAAAGAUGGACUUGCGAAAGCAGCAAAGGCGCGAGCUCCUUUUCAACGAAGUAGUUAUCAUGCGCGACUACCACCAUCCGAAUAUUGUGGAAAUGUUUGACAGCUAUCUUGUAAAUGACGAAUUGUGGGUGGUUAUGGAGUUUUUAGAAGGUGGCGCUUUGACUGAUAUUGUAACACAUUCAAGAAUGGACGAGGAACAAAUUGCAACAGUUUGCAAACAAUGUCUGAAAGCCUUGGCUUAUCUACACUCUCAAGGUGUUAUUCAUAGAGAUAUAAAGUCAGACUCUAUACUUUUGGCUUUGGAUGGCAGAGUGAAACUGUCUGAUUUUGGAUUUUGUGCUCAAGUAUCUCAAGAACUUCCCAAAAGAAAAUCUCUAGUUGGCACACCUUAUUGGAUGUCUCCAGAAGUAAUUUCCCGGUUACCUUAUGGUCCAGAAGUUGAUAUUUGGUCUUUGGGUAUUAUGGUUAUUGAAAUGGUUGAUGGUGAGCCACCGUUUUUCAAUGAACCUCCUUUACAAGCAAUGAGGAGGAUCAGAGAAAUGCCCCCACCAAAACUAAAAAAUGCCCAUAAAGUUUCGCCAAGACUUCAAUCGUUUUUGGAUAGAAUGCUGGUAAGAGAUCCGGCUCAAAGAGCUUCUGCUCAAGAAUUGUUGGCACAUCCGUUUUUAAGGCAAGCUGGACCUCCAGCUUUACUUGUGCCUCUUAUGAGAGGAGCCAAACAUACAAAUUAUUAAGUGUACUUAAAUGUAUAUUCUUGUUAUAUAUAGCUUUAAUUAAGGAUGACUUGAAUAAAUCAAAGUAAUUUAAGCAAUAUGAAAUUUGAAAUAUUACAUUCCAUUGAAAUUGUUUAUAGACUUCAACUCAGAUCUGAUAUUUAUAUGUAUUGUCUCUACACCCUUUAUAAAAUAAGUUAAAUUUAUUUAUAAUAUAAGCACUUUAUUAUUGGCUCUAUUAGAGAGUCAACAAUACAUAUAUUUAAAAAAAAAAAACCUAGUUAUGGAAUUAUUGCCAUAAUCAGAAACCAAUAAGUAUUAAAUAUUGUAUUUUGAACCGUCCAAAUCGAUUGCCUUAUUCCGGAAUAAUGUAGCCUUAUUAUGUAGGAAUUUUUCAGUAGAAUGUUACCCUAUUUAUUUUUUUUGUUAAUGCAGGGUUUUUGACAUUUAGGGUUUGUUAAAUUAUGUUGCUGUUGUACUUAAACGAAUCUGUAGUGUGAUAUAAGUAGGAGAAAAAUCAUGCAAUUGAAAAAGCCAUAUAUUGCUGAAAUAAUUAUUAUUGAGACAUAAAUUAACUUUUUACACAAAUUGUAUUUAUAGAUUAUUGAUUGACUGGGUAACUAUUGUUUAAUAAUGUUUAUAAUAUACACUUAUUUUUCAACAA